This is a messenger RNA of Paramuricea clavata, 450 nucleotides long. NCBI's taxonomy places the organism in Eukaryota, Metazoa, Cnidaria, Anthozoa, Malacalcyonacea, Plexauridae. The record is from the annotation of a GenBank genome assembly.
AUGGAAAUUCAUUUGUCCUUAUCUUCGAUUAAGAUCACCAAGGCAGUUGGCCCAGACAAUAUCCCGAACAAGCUGCCGAAGGAUUUUGCCAAUGAAUUAACACCGUCAAUUAUGGAUAUUUAUAACCAAUCACUAAGAGAAAGCUAUAUUCCAUCAAUGCUCAAAUCCUCAAUUGUCAACCCUAUCCCAAAAAGCUCCAUACCUAAAGAUAUAGAAAGUGACCUCAGACCUAUUUCUCUAACCUGUACCUUAGCAAAAAUUAUGGAAGGCUUUACCUGUACACGAUUACUAUCUUACCUGGUUGAGAAAAUGGAUGAUAGACAAUAUGCCAGUAGGGGCCACUCAAGCAGAAUUGAUGGAGUUUUAUCUGAAUGGAAACUUCUCAGAGGGGGGAUUCCACAAGGAACCAAGUUAGGUGUUAUUCUUUUCAACAUAAUGACUUAUUGCUAG